GGUUUAACCUUGGAGUGACCCGUUACCUCUCCGGUCCUGGCUCUCCACCUGCUCUGCUGCCUGGGUUCCGGAACGCUCCGCCCUGGGGCCCAGAACGAGCCAAUCAGGAUGAAGAAGAGCCGCAGCGUGCUGUCUGUAACUGCAGAGGAGGGUGAGGACACUCACAAAUCAGUUGACGGAGGGGAAAAGUCCGAGUCACCGCGCUAUAGCCGUUCCUACACGUCCGGUGCCACGCUGGGGGCGGAGCUACGCAGGGGUAGGAGCAGGAGACUCUCAUCUAGUCUACAGGUUCCCUGCUGGCUGCGCCCUCGCGACCGCACACGCUCGCCCGAGGUCCUUGGCAACGUGUCUCGUCCCACAACGCUGCCCCUCCGCAUCCCGCCGCGCAUCUCCAUCACGCAAGCCGAUGCUGACAGUUAUGAAGCAGAAAAUGGCAUCUCUCCCGCUCAUACACCGCUGGGCUCGCAGAGUCCAGGACUCACUCUCAACACGUCCUUCCCCCAGAGCCAGAGGAGGGAGUCCUUCCUCUACCGCUCGGAUUCAGAUUAUGACAUGUCGCCCAAGACGGUCUCGCGAAACUCCUCACUCGCGAGUGAAGGACACACGGGGGAGGACUUCAUCGUUACUCCUUUUGCUCAGGUUCUGGCCAGUCUGCGAUCUGUGCGGAGCAAUUUUACCAUCCUUGCCAACGUCUCCACACCGACAGUCAAGAGGUCUCCGCUCGGUGGAGUAUGUGUGAGUCCCAGGGCCACGUUGUCGGACCAACAAUACCAGCAGCUCGCCCUGGACACCCUGGAAGAAUUAGACUGGUGUUUGGACCAGCUGGAAACUAUCCAGACGCACCGCUCAGUCAGUGAGAUGGCGUCCAACAAGUUCAAGAGGAUGCUGAACAGAGAGCUAUCCCACCUUUCCGAGAUGAGUCGCUCCGGUAACCAGGUGUCAGAGUACAUCUCCAGCACCUUCUUGGACAAGCAGAACGAAGUAGAGAUCCCUUCCCCAACUCUGAAAGACAAACCGAUGAGUCAAAUCAGCGGCGUGCGAAAACUGUCGCACAGCUCCAGCCUCUCCAGCACCUCAAUGCCUCGCUUCGGGGUCAACACUGACCAUGAGGACGAGCUCGCUAAGGAGUUGGAGGAUUUGAACAAGUGGAGCUUCAACAUAUUUCAAGUUGCCGAAUUCUCCAACAACAGACCACUCAGCUGCAUCAUGUACACAAUUUUCCAGGAGCGAGAGCUGUUGAAGACCUUCCGCAUUCCCGCUGACACCUUCGUCACUUACGUGAUGACACUGGAGGACCAUUACCAUGGCAACGUAGCGUACCACAACAGUCUCCACGCCGCCGAUGUCACCCAGUCCACACAUGUGCUCCUCUCCACUCCGGCCCUUGACGCUGUCUUCACUGACCUGGAGAUCCUUGCUGCCCUCUUUGCCGCAGCCAUCCAUGACGUUGAUCAUCCUGGAGUUUCAAAUCAGUUUCUCAUCAACACCAACUCUGAGCUGGCACUGAUGUACAAUGACGAGUCGGUCCUGGAGAACCACCACCUGGCUGUUGGGUUCAAGCUCCUGCACCAGGACAACUGUGACAUCUUCCAGAACCUCACCAAAAGGCAGCGGCAGAGCCUUCGCAAGCUCGUCAUCGAUAUCGUUUUGGCUACAGAUAUGUCCAAACAUAUGACCCUACUGGCAGACCUGAAAACCAUGGUGGAGACAAAGAAGGUGACCAGCUCUGGCGUGCUCUUACUGGAUCACUAUAAUGAGCGCAUUCAGGUCCUAAGGAACAUGGUGCACUGCGCUGACCUGAGCAACCCCACCAAGACCUUACCCUUGUACCGGCAGUGGACAGAGAGAAUCAUGGAGGAGUUCUUUCGCCAGGGCGACAAGGAGAGGGAGCGCGGCAUGGAGAUCAGUGCCAUGUGCGACAAACACACUGCCUCUGUGGAGAAGAGUCAGGUGGGGUUCAUCGACUACAUCGUGCACCCACUGUGGGAGACGUGGGCCGACCUGGUGCACCCCGACGCCCAAGAGCUUCUGGACACACUGGAGGAGAACCGCGAGUGGUACCUGACCACCAUGCCUCAGUCUCCGUCGCCUCCCCCGGACAGACACUUGCAGCACGACCGCUUCCAGUUUGAGAUCACGCUGGAGGACCUGGAACACAACAACCACAACCACGUUCACACGAGGAUCGGCGGCGGCCGUCAGAGAGCCCACUGCCUUGAAGGGCAAGCCGAGAGUGAGACGGAGGACGAGCGGAACCACAACAGGGAGCAGAACGGCGUGAGUGAUGAGGAUGAGGAAGCGGGUGAGAAGCAAGAGGAGGAGGAAGAGGAGGAAAACUUCACAGGGGAUCGUGCGGAAGACGAGACGGGUGACACUGAAAAGGAAGAGGAGGGAGAGGAUGAGGAGACCAAAGGAGGGGAGGAUGAAGAUAAUCUGGAUGAAGAUGGAGCCCAGGAGGAGAGAGAGGAAAAUGUGGACCCAGAGGAAACAAAUGAGGAUGCGGGAGUCGGGAAUGUGGAGGAGGAAGAUGGAGCGGAGGGAAAUGUUGACGAGGAGGUGGAUAGUGAAGCAGCGGGAAAUGAGAAAGAGGAGGAACAUGAGGGGGAUGUAGGAGAAGAGGAGGUGGAGGAAAAUGAUGUGGAAGAGGAUGGGAACGCUGAGGAGGAAGGAGAAACUGAGGAGAAAGAAGAGCAGGAAGACGUUGAAGAGGAGAAAGACGGGGAAGGAAACGAGGAAGAAGAGGAAAGUUAAUGGAGCAUACGAAGCAAACAGGGUCAGAAGAUGCAGAUGAAUGCAGACACGCAUUAGGCGAGAGCCAGCCUGCGCCGUCCACGUGGACACGAGCGAGCUGAGACGUCAGCAGCAGCGGAGUGGAUUCGUGGGCAGAACCUCUGCGGCAGGCUGCGGCACAGCAAGCCAUUUCUUACGGUCCUUUGAACAAAAGGGUCACAAAAUAACACAUCCACGCAAAUACGUUUGUGCCUAUUCUCCCGAGAUCACCGACUACACUUGACAUUGUCUUCUGCGUCGUCCACGACCAAGGUCCCACCGCUCCUGACUCGGCCUAUUAGGCGAAAAAAAAAAGUGCAGAGGAAGUCAAGUCUGUCGUCUUGUGUUCACACAUGUAAAGUGUGGCAGUACUGUACUGCCGAGAAGAAAAAACAAAAACAGUGUCAUCACGAAUGAUUUGCAGGCAAGUUAACAACACCGGGUAAUACUCACUUAGUAACACGCCCACAAGUGCAAACCAAGGUGACCCACGAGCGGAAAUGAGCAUCAGCUCGUCUUCCGUGAAGCAAUGGAUUGUGGGUCCGGGCUCAAGGGUGUGACGGUCUUCCACAAGUCAACGUCUUUUUUUUUGUAAAAAAGGUUUUGGGCACUUUAUCACCUCUGUUACAUAAAUGUACAUAACAAACAUGUAUUUUAAUCUUCUGAUGUCAUAAAAGAAAUGCGAUCAAUCGAGUUGAACUAUUUUUACCUUUUUGCCAGUGACUUAUAAAAGUCGAGUUAAGAAGCAAUUCCAAGUUCCAAGCAAUUGAAUUUUUGUUGUUGUAAAAUAAUCGCAUCUACAAUGUCAUUAAAUAUAAUUGUGUGGAACUGUUUGACAAGAACAAAAAAGAAUAUAUGUGAACAUUUUUGAUUAUGAGUGUUCAAGCAAGUAUGGGUACAGAUGAGAGGGGUCCUGGCUGGUCCAACAAUAAAAUAGCCCACUGAAGGAUGAAACAAAAGAGCCUCUACUAUUCGAAAUACAAAUGUUUAAAAAAAUAAA
Molecule: messenger RNA, 3769 nt
Organism: Hippocampus zosterae (dwarf seahorse)
Lineage: Eukaryota; Metazoa; Chordata; Actinopteri; Syngnathiformes; Syngnathidae
Product: cAMP-specific 3',5'-cyclic phosphodiesterase 4C-like
Exons: 16
Coding region: 109-2751 (880 amino acids)
Biological process (GO): signal transduction
Cellular component (GO): perinuclear region of cytoplasm; nucleus; cytosol
Molecular function (GO): 3',5'-cyclic-AMP phosphodiesterase activity
Source: RefSeq, a predicted model, not a curated record